Molecule: messenger RNA, 2571 nt
Organism: Lucilia sericata (common green bottle fly)
Lineage: Eukaryota; Metazoa; Arthropoda; Insecta; Diptera; Calliphoridae
Gene: dpn
Product: protein deadpan
Exons: 4
Coding region: 492-1901 (469 amino acids)
Biological process (GO): regulation of neurogenesis; regulation of transcription by RNA polymerase II; anterior/posterior pattern specification
Cellular component (GO): nucleus
Molecular function (GO): DNA-binding transcription factor activity, RNA polymerase II-specific; protein dimerization activity; RNA polymerase II cis-regulatory region sequence-specific DNA binding
Source: RefSeq, a predicted model, not a curated record
UUUUCAAUAAAAAAAACAUCUACAAAUAUUUCAUAUUGUUUAUUGUUUUAUGGAAUAUUUAGAACAUUAAUAAAACAAAAAUAACCAACAAAAUGUAAACUAAUAAGGUAUUAUGCUGGAAUUGAAAAAAAGUGUUAAGAGAAUGAAAGAAAAUACAAGUGAUAAAGUGUUUUUUGUUAACAACAUUCCCAUUUGUGGAAGGUAAUAAGAAGUGAAAGGAAAAAAUGGUCCAGGGCCAAGGGUGCAAUUUUAUUUAAAGAACUUUUUAUAAAAAAAACUAAAACCAAAGUUGUUUUAUUUUUUAUAACAAAAAAAGUGUUAAGUUUAUUAUUUUGUAAAAAAAUCUACAAAAAAAAAAACCUUAUGGAUUUAUGCUGCUAUUGAUUUUUUUGAAACAUCAAUUAAUUUGGAUUAUUUCGGGCUUCAAUUGCAAAAUUUUGGAUUACAUUUUUAUUCACCUAUUUGUUAUACAUCUCUAACCAACUUUAAAUAUGGAUUACAAAAACGAAUUUCAAUCUGAUGAUGAUUUCGAUUGCUCAAACAGUUAUAAUGAUAAUUUCCAACAACAAACGGCCCAAAAUGCCGCCCAAACUCAAUUUAAUACCUCCCAAGGACGUUUAAAUAAUACCGCGGGAUUAUCGAAAGCGGAAUUGAGAAAGACCAAUAAACCCAUUAUGGAAAAACGUCGUCGGGCUCGCAUUAAUCAUUGUUUAAAUGAAUUAAAAUCUUUGAUCUUGGAAGCCAUGAAAAAAGACCCGGCUAGACAUACUAAACUGGAAAAGGCUGAUAUUUUGGAAAUGACUGUAAAACAUUUACAGUCCGUGCAAAGACAACAGUUAAAUAUGGCUUUACAAACCGAUCCCACGGUUAUACACAAAUUCAAAACCGGUUUUAUGGAAUGUGCCGAUGAGGUUAAUCGUUAUGUCAGCCAAUUGGAUGGUGUUGAAGAUGGUGUACGCCAAAGACUUAAUAGCCAUUUGAAUAAUUGCGCCACCAGUUUGGAACAGAUUGGUUCAAUGACCAAUUUCUCUAAUGGUUAUCGCAGUGGUGCUUCUUCAAAUUUCUUUGCUAAUGCCAAUACAAUGCCUUUACCUAAUACGGGUUCUUUGUUUCCUGCUUUACCUCAGGAUUUGAAUAAUAAUCCUGCUGCUGGCAUACAAAUGGGUGGUGUACAGUUGAUACCCUCUAGAUUGCCUUCGGGAGAGUUUGCUUUAAUUGUGCCCAAUACCGCCAAUAAUCCAACAGCUGCUGCUUCUUUAAUCAACAGCAAUUCCAAUUCAGCUUUUCCUUCCUGGCCCGGCAAUAACACUACGGCGGCCUCUAAUAACUCUACACCCAUUAAUGACUUUGCUGCCAACUUUAAGCGUCUCAGUGCUUUCUCUAAACCUCAAAACUCGCUAAUCACUCCUCUAAAAGCUCCUGUUGCCAACAACUAUCCCCAAACCAACUUAACACACUCGAACUAUCAACUUCAGACCACACAGCAGCAACAACAACAAGCUUUUCAUACCACCACCACUACUAGUCCUCCUCUCAGUCCCAUCUCUUCAGUAUCUAGUCAUAAUGAAGAUUCCAUUAUGCACACUAGUUCUGAUUUUACCACUUCACGUUCGGUAUCACCCAGACAAGAUAAACACAACAGUUUCUCGGGUGUAUUUGCCUCACCACCCUCCAGUGCCGAGAAUUCGUUUGUCUUAAGUGCUGCUCAUUUGCAACAACAACAGGUUUCGUCUACCUCUAGUAAUAGUGAUUUGAAUACCAGUUCAUCCUCCUCAUUGAAAAGAUCAUUUUCGGAAACAGCUGAUUCUAGUAUUUGUUCAGAAGAUGAACCCACCAGCAAGAAAUAUCAAAGAGAACAACAAGAUGGCGAAGAUCAGGAUAGUAUGUGGAGACCCUGGUAAAUUCCCAUUCUAAACACACUGUUCAUCUUUAUGUAAAUUAUUUUUGAAUUUAAAAUAUCUUCUCUCUCUCUCGAAAAAUUUGUUUUUAUUCUAUUUAAAUAAUAAUUUAUUUAAUUUUUAAAAAAAUUUUAAAUGUUUCCUUUUUAAUUUUAAAAUUGUAUAUUAUUAUUUUUUAAAAUCAACACAGAAAUUUAUUUUAAUUAAUGUUAAAAACUCUUUAAAAUUAUUAAGUUUUUUUAUUAAUUUCUUUAUUAAAUUUUUUGCCAGCAGUUGUUUAAAUUUAAUUAAUUAAUUGUUUUUUAAAAAAUCUUCUUUCCUAAAAUUUUGUAAUUAUUUGAUUUCUUCUCUUUAUAUAUAUUUAUCUGUGAUUUGUACAUAAUUUUGAAAAUAUUUUUAAUUUGUUUAGUUAUGUUUUAAGUUUUAAUUAUUAUUUUUCUUUAUUAUAUAAAACUUUUUCUAUUAAGUUUUUGUCCUAUGUUUAAGUAUUAAAAAAUUUUGAUUUCUUUUUUUCUUUAAAAAAAAAAUUAUAAAUUUGUUUGUGCUCUUUUGGGGAAAGAAAUGUUUAAUGUUUUUCAAAAAAUUGUUUAUUUUUCUAAGAAUAAGCGUAAAAUUAAUAGCAAAAAAUUGCUGCAAUUUUGUAAUACAUUGAAAUAAAUUAAAAAAAUAUUGC